Molecule: messenger RNA, 1701 nt
Organism: Helianthus annuus (common sunflower)
Lineage: Eukaryota; Viridiplantae; Streptophyta; Magnoliopsida; Asterales; Asteraceae
Product: pentatricopeptide repeat-containing protein At5g18950
Exons: 1
Coding region: 1-1701 (566 amino acids)
Molecular function (GO): protein binding
Source: RefSeq, a predicted model, not a curated record
AUGUCAAGAACACCAUCUUCCUUCACUCAAUUACUCCGAAAACCAACCCCCAAAAUCAUCCAAAACCCUAAACAACCCGUUAGAAACAUCGUAUCCGAUGAUAAACCCCAACAUUCAGCUGACAUUGUGAAAGAAAUUUGUGCAACAAUUAGGUCAAAACCCAGAUGGGAAAACACACUACUGUUAGAUUUCCCUAAUGUUACUUUCUUGGAUUCUAGUUUGUUAAAUCAAGUGUUUAUGCACCAAAAGAAUGCAUUUUUAUCGAUUCGGCUUUUGUAUUGGCUCGGUUCGACAUUCGGGUAUUCGCCCGAUCAGUCGACUUGUUGUUUGAUAUUUGAUUCACUCGUCGAAAAUAAGGCGGUGAAUGCGAUACAGAGUUUUCUUGAAUUUACGAAAUUUGUGCCGGAUGCGAAUGGUUUUGAGUUGUAUGUGAGGUGUUUGUGUGAAAGUGGGAUGGUUGAAGAUGCACUCCAGGUGUUCGAUGAAAUGACAAAGAGAGGGGUUAGUUCUUCGUUGGAAACUUGGAAUUGUGUUUUGCGAGCUUCGGUUAAAGACGGGUGUAACGAUGUUGUAUGGAGGUUAUAUGGUGAGAUGAUGGAGCUUGGUGUUGGUGUGGAUGUCGAUACCGUUGAUUGCCUGAUCCAAGCGUUUUGUUUGGAGAAAAAUGUGUCGAAAGGGUAUGAACUUUUUCGGCAAAUGGUGGAUGAUGGGUAUGUUCCUCGCAAGGUUUCGUUCGACAAGUUGGUGUUCGAGUUUAUCUUGGAUAAACAGUAUUCGCGAGUAUCCGCUCUUCUUCAUAUCAUGAUUGCAAAAGGUGUUAACCCUGAUCUUUACACUUAUCAACAAAUUAUACACGCGUUGUGCCUCAAAAGCAUGCAACGUGAAGGGUUACGUAUAUUCAACGAUCUUAAAGAUAGAGGGUAUGCGCCGGAUAGAAUCAUGUACACGACAAUGAUUCACGGUCUUUGUAAAAUCAAAUGGUUCGGUGAAGCAAGAAAGUUAUGGUUCGAGAUGAUACAAAAAGGAAUCAAACCGAAUCUAUACACAUAUAACACACUCUUAUAUGGGUAUUUCAAAAUAGGCGACGUAGAAAACGCUCUAAAUCUCUACAACGAAAUGCAAGAUAAAGGUUAUGGAGAAAAUGUAAUCGCGUACAACACUAUGAUUAGCGGUUUGUGCUUACAUGGACGAACAUCUUUAGCUUUUCAACUGUUUAAUCAAAUGUCUCGAGAAAACGUUUCUAAAGAUGUGGUAACGUACAAUUCUAUGAUUAGGGGUUUUUGUAACGAAGGUAAGUUAACCGAGGGUUUGAACCUUUUGAACGAACUCGUGAACCAUGGGUUGCAGCCAUCAUCUGCAUCGUAUGGACCGCUUAUAGAAAAACUUUACGAAAUGAAAAGGAUCGAUGAAGCUAAAAAUCUUUGGAAUGAGAUGCAGGAUGAGGGUGUGGAACCGUCUUCUGCGUGUAUUAACGAUGAUGUCAUAAUUGGAUUAAGCGAUAAAGGAUAUGUUGCAGCGGGAAUAUACUGGUUGGCGUACAUGGUGAAGAAUCGGCUCAUACCCCGUCAAGAAACUUUUGAAAAUUUGAUUGGCGUUUUAUCUCAAAGGGAGAGGUUAGAUGUUGGUUUGAUUGCUAUGGGUCAUAUGUUUAAGGUAGGUUACAUACCGAGUUUUCGUUUGGAUGCGAUAUCCUUGAUGUGA